CGAAACAGCAGUGCUCCCUGUUCCUGCCUAGGACACAACCUCGACAGAAACGUUGUUGCUCCGUCAAAGCAAGCGGGGCGUCAAUGAGUUCAACGUCGCUCUGUUAGAAACUAUUCUGGUGUUAACGAAUCAGUAACGUCAAAGCAGAGGCUUCAUCGACUGAUAGCGCGCGCUCUGCUUUUUAUCGGCGUGAAAGCAACGCACGGGGAGGAGUGGCGGAUAUCGCCGGAGACCAUCGAGCGGCGGCCGCUGUGUUGUGAGUGCGUGUGUGGGAGUGCCUCUACGCCGGACCCUUCGGAGUGCCUCUGCUGCAGCAGCGACUGUGUUUACCGCUGAAGCUUACGGCGAACAUGAGCCUCAAAUUGUUGUGCAGCUUGUGGAGGAUGCCGUCAAAGUGGCUAAUAUUCUGCCUGGUCAUCUCGUCGCUGUCGGUCUUCUCGCAGGGCGAGACGCAGCCGAGCCUGGUGAUCAACCCAAUGGGAGAGAACAAGACCGAGCCCGCUGGCACAGGCUUCGUGCUCUUCUGCACCAAGGGUGCUGGUGAAGCAGACUUCACCGACUAUAAGUGGACGGGACCCAACGGUCGGGAGAUUACUGGUGAACAGAACAUACGAGUGGUGUCUACGGGUGACAGCUACAUUCUGUCCUUCGACAGCCCAUCUCCACAGGACAGUGGAUCUUACACAUGCAGCGCCCUCUAUGGAAGCACCAUUCCUCUUUCCGUCACUGUUCACAUCACCUUCUACCAUGACAUUACGUGGGAGGACUGCCCGCAGAGCCAACACCUGAUCCUGGGACAGCCAGGCAAGAUUCGAUGUCGUGUGCGAGGCAAUCCUGUGCCCCUGGUGAGCUGGCUCAAGGAUCGCGAGGAACUCGACCCCCAGCGUUACGAGGGCAAAGAGGACGGCAUCUUGGUGCCAGUUGCGCAGGACGUAGACCGUGGCACUUACGUAGUCUCUGCCAUGGUUUCCGUCACGGGAAAGUUCCAGAAGCGCAACAUCACCGUGGACGUCUACACACAACCCAAGAUCUCGCCCACGGUGCUUGACUCCAGCGAGCUUGUCGAGGGGUCUCCGGGCACUUUGAAGUGUUCUGCUGAAGGGUACCCACCGCCUCUCUAUUACUGGUUUGACCAGGCAAACCGAAACCUGAGCACAGUGAAUGGCUUUCAAGUGGAUGCCAAGGCUGGCCUUUUGCUGGUGACGAGUGUCAGAAGGGAAGACGAAGGAAAAUACCGCUGCCAAGCUGUCAACCCUGCUGGCACAGACAUUCGGGAAACAGCUGUGGCCAUUAUCGUGAAGCCUAGAAUUACGGAAUUCCAGAAUGCGACAGUGUCUGUUGGAGAAGAGGUGAAACUUGAAUGCCGUGCACAUGGAAAGCCCAUACCGGACAUGAAGAUCCGCCGGGACGGAAACGCUCACUUCCUUCUGGACCAGCAUUUCAAGUUUCAGGAGACCCAGAACGACCAGCAGGAAACGGUGUUGACGAUGACCGCGAUGAGUGCGACACGAGAGAUGGACGGCCUCUACUACUGCUCGGCGGAGAACAAGGCUGACAAGGUUGAGCGCGUCGGUCAUCUCACCGUGCAGUUCUCGCCGCAGGUGUUUGCCCGCGAGAACCCUGUGAAGACGUGGGGCCAGCGUCCGACUGUUCUGGAGUGCGUAGCGGAGGCCAUCCCUAACGCCACCCUGGCCUGGUUCUACCGGAAACAGCCGCUGCAGGAGCGCACGGGGCAGUACUUUAAGGUCGAGGGCAGCCGGGGAAGCAGCAAGCUGACCGUGGCGCCCACGUUUCCCGACCGCUUCGGCACGUAUGUCUGCGAAGCACAGAACUUCUUGGGCAAGGGCUCGGUUGACAUCCGGCUGGAAGAGGCACGCCUCCCCGGGGCUCUGCCCACUCCACGGGUCGAGUCGCUCACGCCGACCACCGUCACGUUUGCCUUUGUCCACGCUGCCGAUGACGGAGGCAUGCCCACCACCAAGAUCAUCAUCAAAUACUGGAAAGAUGGCGAUCCCGAAGAGCGGGCCAAGGUCCAGGAGUGGAGUGACAUGGACCGAGCGGACACAGUGACUGUGGAUGGGCUGGAACCAAAGCACAAAUACUGGUUCCGCUUUGCGGCCCACAGUGCAGUUGGCACGGGCCCCUACUCUGAGAGCCUGUCUCGAGAGACGCCGCCAGAGAUGGCACCCGGCCCGCCAAUUGUACUGAGGAGCAACGAGAACAGCAUGUACCCCAACAAGUACGAGAUCCGGUGGGCCAUGCCACGUGACAAUGGCCGCCCCGUUCGUCAUUUCCGCGUCACCUACUUCAAGGUGGAUAAGCGGCCAGGCAACAACUUUGUGCGUGCCGAAGAUCCCAAGGUGAUCCAGGUGAACGAGUGGCACAAUGUUCCUCGGGUGGAACUGCAAGGCCUCAGUCCCGAAAGCUACUACCGAGCCGAAAUCGAGGCCUACAACGACAUCGGCUACAGCGAGCCUGAGAGUUUGGUCUUUCACACUGCCCGAGCGCAAAAACUUCCGACAACUAACACAAGAGACGAGGACGAGCGCAGGGGCGAGGUGCCCCUUGAGGAGCAAAGCGGGCAGCUGAACCGUCUGGGCCUCCCGCUCACCACAAUCAUCAUCAUUGUUGUGGCCACAGUACUGCUAGUGCUGCUGCUGCUCGACGUGGUCUGCUACCUGCGCUUCCACUGGGGCUUCCUCUACUGCCUGCGCCACUCUUGCGGAAAAGGGCACGCACCUGCCAAGCCAGUUGCGGACGAUGCCAAGAGCAGCAGCCCUCCCACAUUGACCGAAGCAGCUGAUGGUGGGAAGACCAAGAACAAGGAAUUGUUGAGCUCACCUGAUGAGAAGAUGAAAGAUGCGGCUGAAGACACGCCCAUGAUUGACACCAAAGGGCUUACGGAUGGCAAACAACAUGACUUGAAAUUUGAGCCUGCUGACAAGAACCAUGCUGCAAAAGGGUGCAUUGCCAAAGACAGCAUGGUCUGACGCCGGGAGGCCGACUCCCCCAUCCUGGAGUGGGACGUGCCCUGCCUGCUGGCAUUCUCAGCUGAGCAAGCUGAACAGUGUUUGACCACUUGAUGAUGUGUACAUUUCAUUUCCUUGGUCCUUCAUGUUGUGCACAGCUCAUAAGUUUGUGCAGUGAAGCAUAUGAGUGAAUUUUACUUCUUGCUCCUCAAAUCUGUUUGACUACUACUCACGGGCUUCACUGUACUAGCAUUGUUGUAAUUAUUUGUUUAUAUUAUCGUUCAUGAUCACUAAGUUGCCUUUGUCUUCAGGGAAUAGGACACAUGCACCGUGAGUGGACUGUGCAGUGGUUUGUGUGUGUACACGUUACAGGCACAUUGAGCUUAAAUGUGUGAAGCAUGGCUCAGUGCAAGUUAUUUAUUUUUUUGGAGAAGUUCUUACUGCAAAUCGUGCAAGUUUUUGAAGGCAGACUACACACAUUAAUGUUGGACUGUACUACUGCUUGCUUUUUUCUUCCAUGUUGUUUUACCAAAACAAUGCUGUACUUUAGCAUAUGGAAGACAUUGACUUAUUCUUGCUAUUCUGGCAUCUUCUGUUGCUAUCCCGGAGGUGUAUAAGAGUGAUCACAUCGAACCAUUCCAUGUAAACUACUUAUUUAGAGUAUUUUAUUGUUUUAAGGUUUUAUCAUGCACAAGGCCUUCUCUCGUGUUGCCUCUCUCCCCUUUUUUUAGCUGAGAGCAGCUGGUUUUCUUUACACUUGCAUAUAGUGAAUAUAUACAUAUAUAUAUAUAUAUAUACAUAUAUAUAUAGUAAAUAUUUUUAAAAUGUGAUUUCAUUCUGGGGAGUGAAAGAAACCGAUCUCUUUUCUAGUUUCAUGAAUCUCCUGGCAUUCUCACUUUCUUGGGUUCCCAGUUCCUUCCUUUUUAUUUCUCUCUCUCCAGUAUAGGGACUGAGCUUGUCUCACGGUCUUUAGUAAUCAAAAUGUGUGUGUGUGUGUGUGCGUGUCCACUCGUGUAAGCAUGCUUGUGCAACUCUUUGUAAAAAGCAUUUCUGCCUCCUGUCCACUCGAGAUGUCAUACCAUGGUGCAUGCCAUUGGAGCUUACAUUACUGGAUGGACAGAGACCAGCAUUUCUACACAUUUUGAAACAACUAAUUGUGGCUCUAAUGACCAGAAGCCAAAAAGUCCGAGCUUUUCAAAGUGUAGUUUUGACUCAGCCUGAAGGUCUGUGGACUGUGCCAUUGCUGCCAACUUCGAAUGGAUAAUGGCUAGCCAUUUGUAUCUGUCCUGCAGGUUGUUUUUAUACAAAUUGGUUGAUAAAAAGAAAUACUGUUGCUGUGUUGUAACAACGGUGCUGUUAAAAGGAAGUUGAAAGCUGACAUGCCGUGUUAUUCUUGCACGCUAAUGUGCAGUGUGCAUAAGCACUGUGCUAUGUUGAAGAUCAAGUGGAGGAGUGGCCUUUGUCAUCGCAGCGCUUCAAGUUACAGCAAACCGGUCUUUGCCCAGAAAAAACUGGCGUUAAAUUCUCUCAAUUGCUUCCUGACCUGCUUGUUCGACAGUGUAACAUUUUAAGCCUGCAUCAUUACUUCCGACCACAGACGUGAUAAAAGGUGAGCGGGAUAAUCCUAUAUGCCACAUAUUGUGGUGUGUCGAAGGUGCUUUGAAUGGGAAUCGCUCUUCAAACUCGCUCAAACCUGACUCUCUCUAGCUGGCACUUGUUCAGGGGUGGGUACUUCAGCGUUAUUGUUAACAUGCACUGGUAGGAGUUUAUUUUACAUUGAGGCAUCUGCUAAAAAGGACUGUUACCACUGUUUGUUCUUUAUAGCUUGUGCAAUGUAGCAGAUUUGCACUAGAUCGUAUCAGUCUCGUUGACUUCUGUAUUCGCUAGUUCAAGUCCAUAAAAAUCGAAUUGUGGAAGCUUGGGCUUUUUAAUAUUUUUAGUACGUUCUUCAGCAACAAUAAUUUUCUGCAUCAGGCAUCUCAAAUACAGUGGCCUAAUGGCCACUCAGUUUGAAAUGCAUCUAUAUGAAAAAUAUGAUGUGUGCGCUAAGCAAGCUGUUCUGUGCAUCGACCAAGUAUUAUACUGUACUCGUGCUCUUUAUCUGUCCAUCUAUAUUUUACUGAUGCUGCCUACGUAUGUGCCUAGAGGGUCACUAGAAAUAUCAAUUAUCGUACUGGCGCAGUUGACCUGAGCCUGAUAUACAGAGCAGUGUGUAUGUGGAAAGCAACAAAGCAAAAUAAAUUUACAAAUAACAGCUUAGGCAUAACUGGAAGCAAAAAGAGGUAAUGCCAUUUCACACUUAGCAUAAUGACAUUUUGUUCAUUGUUCUGCAUAGUGUGUCAAAGUACAACUUGUUGGACUCCGAAAAUGACUCCCAUGGCAGCCACUGUUUGUCUGUGCUCGUCUUCCGUUUUGUGGAGCACGGCAGGUUCUUCGACGUUAGUGCAGAAGUCAACGAGAAUGGCUGCUCACCGUCCUAGUAUUCAGUUGCAGCUGUGGUGGAUUUUAGUAUUCUGUUUAAAAGUGUGCCGCAAUUUUAAUCUGUAUUCAAGUGCAUUUUAACACCCAUCCACUGAGUAGGGCUUUCUUCAUAACCAAACUUCUCUUUGAAUACAACAGUUUUUGCUUUCUCUGGAAUGGAACAACAGUUGAAUCAUUUUUUUUUUAUUUCAUCUGCACGCUACAAGCUUUGUAGGUUGCAUAUUGGCUGUGUAUUUUUGGCGCCAUGUGCCAAAUGGUCGUAGUAACAAGUUUUGAAUGGUUGUGUGAUGAACCAUGAAGGUGUGUUUAUGUAAGUGUACAGCCCAUAAGAUCAAAAAGUUCUGGUUGGUUAUGAAUGGCACUCGUUUUCUGAGUGUGUGUGUGUGUGUGUACAUAUAUAUAUAUAUAUAUACAUACAUACAUACAUACAUACAUACAUGCAUAUAUACACGUUUGCACUGUAGCUCUUGGACAGUGUUUCAUCUCGUUUCAUUAAAGGUUGUAAAGUUUCUAAGGUCUGCAGCUGGAAUGUGGUCUGUGAAGUGUGUGCAUUAAUAAAGUUGAUUCCUAAGAAGUGG
Rhipicephalus microplus (southern cattle tick) is the source of this 6028-nucleotide messenger RNA. It is a transcript of the gene Fas2, whose product is annotated as neural cell adhesion molecule fasciclin 2. NCBI's taxonomy places the organism in Eukaryota, Metazoa, Arthropoda, Arachnida, Ixodida, Ixodidae. The record is from RefSeq and is a predicted model, not a curated record. Gene Ontology annotation, molecular function: protein binding.